Molecule: messenger RNA, 4790 nt
Organism: Cannabis sativa
Lineage: Eukaryota; Viridiplantae; Streptophyta; Magnoliopsida; Rosales; Cannabaceae
Product: bifunctional fucokinase/fucose pyrophosphorylase
Exons: 8
Coding region: 240-3452 (1070 amino acids)
Biological process (GO): GDP-L-fucose salvage
Molecular function (GO): ATP binding; fucokinase activity
Source: RefSeq, a predicted model, not a curated record
CGACGCCAUUUAUUCUUUUUUAUUUUUGCUCACUCUCUAAUCUGUUACGGUGGUCGUCCUACUACUUGAUUAUAGCUUCAGACUUUACUGAGAAAUGCGAAGCGAAGUGAAUCUCAUAUGUAACUAACUAGCAAAGUCAAUUUACUCAUCAGAUUCUGCUCAAUCUUCGAGACUUCGACUCACAACACUUCUCUGUAUUUUUCUUAAUCUCUUUCCCGGGAAAGUGACGGAAAGUAAGCAUGGAGCCCCAAAGAAGGCCAAAAUUUUCGAGAACCAAGCAGAAGGCUGAUCUGGAAGGAGUUCUCCGAAAGUCUUGGUACCAUUUGAGGCUGUCGGUGAGGCAUCCCUCCAGGGUUCCCACCUGGGAUGCUAUCGUUCUUACAGCAGCUAGCCCCGAGCAAGCUCAGCUCUAUGAGUGGCAGCUCAAGCGUGCCAAGCGAAUGGGCCGCAUUGCAGCCUCCACGGUUACUAUUGCCGUCCCCGAUCCGCUUGGCCAGAGGAUUGGCUCCGGUGCCGCUACUCUUAACGCUGUUCACGCACUCGCUAGGCAUUAUCAGAAGUUGGGUCUUGGCUCCGAUUCAGAGGAGAGUUCCAAAGAUGAAGUAUUUCACCCAUCAAUGGUUAGCUUUAUUGCAAAAAGGCAUGUGCUUUUGCUUCACGCUGGAGGUGACUCUAAAAGAGUCCCGUGGGCAAACCCUAUGGGAAAAGUGUUCCUGCCACUUCCCUAUCUAGCUGCAGAUGACCCUGAUGGGCCAGUUCCUCUGCUUUUAGAACACAUACUUGCAAUUGCUUCUUGUGCAAGACAAGCUUUUAAAAAUGAAGGUGGAAUAUUUAUCAUGACUGGAGAUGUUCUCCCAUGUUUUGAUGCCUCCACCCUGAUUCUUCCGGAGGACACAUCCUGUAUCAUCACCGUUCCAAUCACCCUGGAUAUUGCUUCUAACCAUGGUGUUGUUGUGGCGUCUAAGAGUGCAAGUCUAGAAAAUAGUUAUAUGAUCAGCCCAGUUGAUAAUCUCUUACAAAAACCAAGUUUAGAGGAACUUGUCAAGAAUAGCGCAAUCUUAGAUGAUGGUAGAACACUUCUUGAUACUGGAGUAAUAGCAGUUAGAGGUAAAGGGUGGUUGGAGCUUGUUAAGCUUGCACUGUCAUGCCAGUCGUUGAUUGAAGAGUUGCUGAAGAGCAGAAAAGAGAUGAGUUUGUAUGAAGAUAUGGUAGCAGCUUGGGUACCUGCAAAACAUGAGUGGUUGCAACCACGCCCUUUGGGUGAAGAACUGGUCAACAGAUUAGGAAAACAACAAAUGUUCAGCUACUGUGCUUACGAUCUGUUGUUUUUACAUUAUGGAACCUCUAGUGAAGUUUUAGAUCACUUAAGUGGGAGUGGUUCAGGACUGGUAGGCCGAAGACACUUAUGUUCUAUCCCAGCAACCAACGUAUCUGACAUUGCAGCUUCUGCUGUUGUUCUUUCUAGCAAAAUUGCACCUGGUGUCUCAAUUGGGGAGGACUCUCUUGUUUAUGAUUCAUCCAUUUCAAGUGGAAUACAAAUUGGUUCUCUGUCCAUAGUUGUCAGUAUUAAUGUCCCAAAAGUGAACGAGACAGCUGAAAAUUCGUAUCGGUUCAUGCUUCCUGAUCGCCAUUGCCUUUGGGAAGUUCCCCUAUUAGGAUGCACUGAAAGAGUCAUAGUGUAUUGUGGCCUACAUGAUAACCCAAAAGAAUCAAUAUCCAAGGGUGGAACAUUCUGCGGGAAACCCUGGAAGAAGGUCUUGAAUGAUUUACAAAUUGAAGAAAGUGACCUAUGGAGCUCAAGUGGCAUCUUGGAAAUGUGCUUGUGGAAUGCAAAAAUAUUCCCUGUUUGCUCAUAUUUUGAGAUGCUUGAUCUGGCUUCGUGGUUGAUGGGCUUGAGUGAGAAAAGCAAUGAACAUUUUCUUGUAUUAUGGAGAAGUUAUCCUCGUGUUAGUUUGGAGGAAUUGCAUAAAUCAAUUGAUUUUCCAAAAAUGUGUCUAGGCUCCAGUAAUCAUCAAGCAGAGCUUGCAGCUGGUAUUGCUAAAGCUUGUAUCAACUAUGGCAUGCUUGGUCGCAACUUGUCUCAAUUGUGUGAAGAAAUUCUUCAGAAAGAAGUUUCAGGAGUGGAAAUAUGCAAGGACUUCUUAGACUUGUGUCCUAAGCUUCUGGAGCAGAAUGCUAAGAUACUUCCAAAAAGCCGAGCAUACCAGGUGCAGGUUGAUCUUCUUCGUGCAUGCAGCGAUGAAUCAAUGGCAUCUAAGUUGGAGCACAAAGUUUGGGAUUCUGUCAUUGAUGAAACAGCGUCAGCAGUAAGAUAUGGUUUUAAAGAUCAUCUAUUGGAGGCCCCCAGUAGCAACUCUUCUCUUGCAUUAUGUGAUAAUAAUGGUAAUGAGGGGAGUCAGUCUUUCCACCCAAGAAGUGUGAAGGUUGAACUACCAGUUCGAGUUGAUUUUGUUGGGGGUUGGAGUGAUACUCCUCCAUGGAGUUUGGAGCGUGCUGGCUGUGUCCUAAAUAUGGCAAUAAGUCUUGAAGGUUCUCUACCAAUUGGUGUCAUCAUAGAGACUACAAAAGUAACUGGUGUCUUUAUCAGUGAUGAUGCUGGAAAUGGUUUGCUUAUUGAAGAUCUUACCUCAAUUACUACCCCAUUCAGCGUCAACGAUCCUUUCCGACUGGUCAAAUCAGCAUUGCUUGUGACUGGUAUUAUCCAUGAAAGUUGUCUUGUAUCCACGGGCUUGCGAAUCAGGACAUGGGCAAAUGUACCUCGUGGCAGUGGUUUGGGAACAUCUAGCAUCUUAGCAGCUGCUGUUAUUAAAGGACUUAUCCAAAUAACUGAUGGAGAUGCAAGUAAUGAAAACGUUGCAAGACUUGUUUUGGUAUUAGAGCAGCUUAUGGGAACAGGUGGUGGAUGGCAAGACCAAAUUGGAGGUUUAUACCCUGGUAUUAAGUUUACUGCGAGUUUUCCUGGAGUUCCUCUGCGUCUACAAGUCAUUCCUCUCUUGGCUUCCACUGAGUUAAUUGUAGAAUUGCAGCAAAGAUUACUAGUUGUGUUCACUGGUCAAGUUCGCCUUGCACAUCAAGUCCUUCAAAAGGUAGUAAUCCGGUACCUUCGCCGAGAUAACCUUCUGGUAUCUAGCAUUAAGCGCCUUGUUGAACUUGCAAAGAUUGGAAGGGAAGCUCUGAUGAACUGUGAUUUAGAUGACCUUGGGGAGAUAAUGCUAGAGGCUUGGAGGUUGCAUCAGGAACUUGAUCCUUACUGCAGUAAUGAAUUUGUUGAUAGACUCUUUGAAUUCGCUCACCCAUAUUGCUGUGGCUAUAAGCUGGUCGGUGCUGGUGGUGGAGGCUUUGCCUUGUUACUUGCAAAGGAUGCUGAGAAUGCAACAGAACUCAAACGUUUACUAGAACAAGAUUCAAAAUUUGAUGUCAAAGUCUACCAAUGGAAUAUCUUCUUAGCUUAAUUGGUUUGUGUAGAUGUCCAAAGAAGGGAUUAUUAUUCUUUAAAUUUAUUCUUAUACAUUCUUCACAAUAAUUUACUAUUGUACUUAAUGUGUCUUAAAACCCCCAUUACUGUAAGUGAUCAAAGGAUACUUGAGUGUACAAAUUUGUAACAUAUAUAUGAUACCAGAGAGAGCACAAAACGAUCCUUAAUAUCGAAAGUCUCAAAUUGAGACUCAUUCUCAUGUUUGAUUGCAUUAUUUCAAUGUUUAGAGAAUUGUACUCAUAGUUGAGCCUUUGUUGAUUAGUGGCACCCAGCAGACAAUAAUUUUUGUAUAAUUGGCUUUUUCUUUUUUGGUUAAAAGAUUAAAAAAGCCUAACGUGUAAAUGGGGCGAGGAAUCCAAAGCUUCUUAUAUUCUUUUUCUCUUUAGCACGCCGUCACUUUCAGAAGCAAUACGAGAGAAAAUACGACCAUUAUGCAUUGGUGUUCAAUUAUUUGCUGUAGAUAAAAAAAAAGUAAAAUUAAAUGUUGUAGCCGUUAUACACCAUACUACAUCUAUCUCUACUCUAUCUCUUUGUCAACAUUUUUUAAAUUAUAAAAUUUCAUAUCCCAAGUUUUUAUUUUUAUUUCCUUUUCCCAUUUCAGAAAAUAAAUACUUUUAUAUUUUAACAAAAUUUUAAGAUGUUUAUUGUUACUAUUGUAAAAUGGAAGACAAUAUAAUUACAGAGGGCCAUUAUUAUUUUCCACAUUUGGCUGGAGAGUGAAGAAGAAAAAAGGUUCUUAUCUCAUGAUCCAACUGCUACAAUCGAUUGCUUAGAACUGAAAAGCAGAGCCGGAAGAAGAAAGCGAGAGAGAGAGAGAGAUGGGUCUGUUCACUAACAGAGUCGAGAGAAGUGAGAUCAGGCCCGGAGACCAUGUCUAUACGUACAGGGCUGUCUUCGCUUACUCUCACCAUGGUCUGUCCUUGUUCUUUUUCGUGUUUUCUCAACUGGGUUACAAACAAAAUUGGAAUAUUUGUACAAUUAUUAAUGUGGGUCUGUUUGAUGCUUUUCUUAACUGAGUUCUCUUAUUUUUUUUUUUUUUUGUUUUGUUGGUAAUCUUUCGAAAGAACUGCACAAUGAGGGUUCUGGUUCUGCUGGGUUUCCUUUCUUUUUUGUUGGUUUUCCUGAUUUUAGUAGUUUACAUUUACAUUUUUUUUUUCUUUUUAUCAUGAUUUCCUUGUAUGAAAGUCUGAGCUUAUUCUGCAUGUACCCAAAAAUGAUCCUUUUUUCGGGACCCACCUUUAUUUUUGGUUUGUGUCAAUUCCUACUUCUCAAUUGUCUAUUUUUGUGUUUUUGGUUUUGCGUUUUGCCUGUUAAA